This is a messenger RNA of Prionailurus viverrinus (fishing cat), 2808 nucleotides long. It is a transcript of the gene F12, whose product is annotated as coagulation factor XII. Gene Ontology annotation, cellular component: extracellular region; rough endoplasmic reticulum. Bases 115 to 2178 code for a protein of 687 amino acids. Gene Ontology annotation, biological process: zymogen activation; blood coagulation. The transcript has 12 exons. Lineage: Eukaryota; Metazoa; Chordata; Mammalia; Carnivora; Felidae. Gene Ontology annotation, molecular function: calcium ion binding; serine-type endopeptidase activity. The record is from RefSeq and is a predicted model, not a curated record.
CCCCACCAGGCCCAAGAGGGCAGCUCGACCAAUCUCUAAUUCCCAGGACUCAAGGACCUUUGACCAAUUCUAUUGAUCUGGACUCCUGGGCAAGCAGCUAGACUAACAGACGCCAUGAGGGCUCUCCUGUUCCUGGGGUCCCUGCUGGGAAGCCUGGAGUCAGCGUUUUUGACUCCACCUUGGAAAGCCCCUAAGGAGCAUAAGCACAGAGCAGAUGAGCACACAGUAGUUCUCACUGUCACUGGGGAGCCCUGCUACUUCCCCUUCCAGUACAACCGGCAACUGUACCACACAUGCAUCCACAAGGGCCGGCCUGGCCCCCAGCCCUGGUGUGCUACCAGUCCCAACUUCGAGCAGGACCAGCAAUGGGCAUACUGCCUGGAGCCCAAGAAAGUGAAAGACCACUGCAGCAAACACAGCCCCUGCCAGAAUGGAGGGACCUGUGUGAACAUGCCAAAAGGCCCACACUGCAUCUGUCCAGAACACUUCACUGGGAAGCACUGCCAGAGAGGUAAGGAGAUGGUGAAGCCAUGUGAGAGGUUGUUGGGAAAAACAGGGGCAGUCCUGGGCCCACUGAAGAGGUCUCUGGAUCCCCGGAGACUUGGCAUGAUCCUGGCCUCUCUUGAGACCACUGCCCUCUCCCAUUUGUCCCCAGAGAAAUGCUUUGAGCCUCAGCUUCUCCAGUUCUUCCAUGAGAAAGAAACAUGGCAUAGGCUUGAAUCGGCGGGUGUGGCCAAGUGCCAGUGUAAGGGUCCUGAUGCCCACUGCAAGCCGCUGGCCAGCCAGGUCUGCCACACCAACCCGUGCCUCAACGGAGGCAGCUGCCUAGAGGCGGAGGGCCACCGCCUGUGCCGUUGCCGGGCGGGAUACGCAGGACGCUUCUGCGACGUAGACACUGAGGCGCGAUGCUACGACGGCCACGGGCUUGACUACCGCGGCACAGCCGAGACUGCGCUGUCGGGUGCCCGGUGUCAGCCGUGGGCCUCAGAGGCCACCUACCGGAACGUGACUGCAGAGCAAGCGCUGAACUGGGGACUGGGCGACCAUGCCUUCUGCAGGAAUCCGGACAACGACACCCGCCCGUGGUGCUUCGUGUGGAGCGGCGACCGGCUGAGCUGGGAAUAUUGCCGCCUGGCACGUUGCGAACCCCCAGUCCUAGAGGCUCCUCAGUUCCUGCCUCCAACCCAGGUCCCCUCUGAGCACCCGGAUUUUCCCCUGCCCUCGCUUUCAGCACUGCAGAAGCCUCAGCCCCCGACCCCAGCUUUGGGCGCGACGCCGGAGCAGCCCACUCCCCUGCCGAGUCCCAGCUGCGGACAACGGCUCCGGAAACGGCUGUCCUCGCUGAGCCGCGUGGUUGGGGGACUGGUGGCCCUGCCCGGGGCGCACCCCUACAUCGCCGCGUUGUACUGGCGCCACAAUUUCUGCGCGGGCAACCUCAUCUCCUCCUGCUGGGUGCUGACCGCGGCGCACUGCCUGCAGAACCGGCCCCCGCCGGAGGAGCUGACGGUGGUGCUCGGCCAGGACCGCCAUAACCAGAGCUGUGAGCAGUGCCAGACUCUGGCCGUGCGCGCCUACCGCCUGCACGAGGCCUUCUCGCCCAUCACCUACCAGCACGACCUGGCCCUGCUGCGCCUGCAGGAAAGAGAGGACGGCCACUGCGCGCUCCCGUCGCCUUUCGUUCAGCCGGUGUGCCUGCCAAGCAGCGCUGCCCGCCCAGCUGAGGCCGAGGCCGCCCUCUGUGAGGUGGCAGGCUGGGGCCACCAGUUUGAGGGGGCCGGGGAAUAUUCCAGCUUCCUGCAGGAAGCGCAGGUGCCGCUCAUCCCUUCUGAGCGCUGCUCCGCCCAGAACGUGCACGGAGUCUCUUUUACUUCGGGCAUGCUCUGCGCUGGCUUCCUCGAGGGUGGCACCGACGCCUGCCAGGUGAGCCCAUGGGCUGGCUUGGUGCCCUCCUCCACCCCAUCAAGUCCAGACUCCAGACCAAGGGUGCUGAGCCACGUGUCCCUGACCCAGGGUGACUCCGGGGGCCCGCUAGUGUGUGAGGAGGAGGCCGCAGAGCACCAGCUCGUCCUGCGAGGCAUCGUCAGCUGGGGUUCCGGUUGUGGCGACCGCUACAAACCAGGUGUGUACACCGACGUGGCCAACUACCUGGCCUGGAUCCAGGAGCACACCAAUUCCUGACCAUCCAGGGACUUGUCUUUCCCUCCUGGGGGGAUUUUGGAAUGGAAGGGUGGCUGAUGCAUAAUCAUGGAUGGCAAGGGUUGGGUUUGAUUCCUCUCAGCACCACCAGCCUGGCGCCAAUAAAGUGCGUCUGAAAAUGUGUGAGAGGCAUAGUUCUUCAGGGGACCUGAUGGGAAAUGCCAAGACAGUAAACUGGUGCACUUCUCCAUACUCCUCGGGGAACAGGAUCUAUUAAGAUCUUAAACAAGGUAUAGAUUGGUGUCCAACUGAUGUUCUUUGAGCCAUACUGUGUACCAAGUCCUGAGCAGGGUGGCUCCAUAUAUUUAUCUCUUGUAUGAACUAACUUUUUAACUUUUGAAGUUUAUAGGACAGAGGUUCUCAAUCUCUACUGUACAUUAGAAUCAUCUGCGGGAGCUUUUUGAACCUGUGCCUGAGAUCCACUUCAGAUCAAUUAGAUCUCUAGGGAGGGGGUGUAGGUAGUGGUAUGUUUUUAAAACUCCCCAGGUGAUUCCAUGUGCAGUCAAGGCUGAGCACCAUGGUUAGAAAUGCUUCACAUUAAAACAGUGCUGUGGACUCUUAGAGCUGGCAAUGUGGAUAACACCCCCACCCAAACUUGCACUAGAGCAGUGG